AGACGCGCCACUUCAGACACCCCUGACAGCCAGACCAAUUUCAGGGAUGUCCGCUGAUAUGCAGCAAGGUGAGCCGAUUCUCACGACCCUUGGCCAUGGCAUGUUCUAAAAUCGAAACGAAUUCUCCUCUCGAACGAAUCGCACUUUGACAAAUCUGACUGCCAAUUCGCAUCUAUCUGAAAUUAGCCGCCAAUAUUAAGAGACAUUCUUUCGCCUCGCAAAUAUACGCUCGCUUGGUGGCUGCAUCACCAAGGUAGCUAGCACUCGACUAGGCCCGACCGUUAGAGCCGGCCGUUCUCGUAACUGAGUCCCUGAACUCGACUACAUCCGGAGCACGCAGAUCUGCGCUUCUUCCCUUCUACCUCACACGAUAGACACGACAUACACUACGAUACGAUGGCGAGGAGACAACAUUUGACCUUGAUGGUCGCCCUGUCGAUUGUCACGUUUCUGAGUCUCACCUACAUGUUCUCCGGCAAUGGCCCUCGUACCGACCGCCUGCCACUCGCAUUUCAAAAGCCCUCGGCUCCUUCAGAUCCGGCAACUCUUGCACCAGAAAAGGCGCCAAGCGACGCGUCCGAUGCCAGCAAAGCCGACUUGGGCGCGAUAUCACAAGAUAUUUUGAAAGGAGGAUCGAUAGCUCCAAAGCUCGAAAACGCAACAGCAAAAGCCGAACUCGGCCGCGCUUCGUGGCGACUCUUCCACACGAUGAUGGCCCGCUUCCCCGAGAAGCCGUCGGCGGACGACAGCCUCGCGCUCAAGACGUACAUCCAGCUCUUUGCGCGCCUGUACCCCUGCGGCGACUGCGCGUCGCACUUCCAGCAGCUCCUCAAAAAGUACCCGCCGCAGGUCUCGUCGAGGAACGCCGCCGCCGGGUGGGCCUGCUUCGUGCACAACCAGGUCAACCAGAGGCUCAAGAAGCCCGAGUUCGACUGCGUCAAGAUUGGCGACUUUUACGACUGCGGGUGCGGAGACGACAAGAAGAAGAAGGAGGGCGAUGCGGGGGGAGACGAGAAAGCUCUCCAGGUGCAAGAGAAGAAAAAGGAAUGAGAGUCCUGGUGGUUACAAGCUAUUGUGCAAGAUUUAUGAAGGAGCAAUAGUGCUACAGGACAUCCUGGGGGCUAGUCAAACUGUUGCCCUCCGUUCCAACCAUGAAUGUGGGUUGGCUUGUAUCGUAGAUGAUUUUUGGGCACAGCAUGGCGUUCUGCUUACUUGUUUCAGGUUAUCUAUCUUGAAGUGAUUUUUAUCCAUUAUCGAAUCUGAAAUUAACCCAUUUAAAUUGCAUGGUAAUCAAUCUCUAUUCAGAACCCGGUCCUCCAUGAAAGUAUGUACGCACUGGAAGGCUUGA
Molecule: messenger RNA, 1348 nt
Organism: Pyricularia oryzae 70-15
Lineage: Eukaryota; Fungi; Ascomycota; Sordariomycetes; Magnaporthales; Pyriculariaceae
Product: FAD-linked sulfhydryl oxidase ALR
Exons: 2
Coding region: 397-1050 (217 amino acids)
Cellular component (GO): mitochondrion
Molecular function (GO): flavin adenine dinucleotide binding; flavin-dependent sulfhydryl oxidase activity
Source: RefSeq, a predicted model, not a curated record